Messenger RNA from Lolium perenne, 887 nucleotides. RefSeq names its product GPI-anchored protein LLG1. NCBI's taxonomy places the organism in Eukaryota, Viridiplantae, Streptophyta, Magnoliopsida, Poales, Poaceae. The record is from RefSeq and is a predicted model, not a curated record.
CCGCGCGCGCCGGCGCCAAUCUCUGCCCUCCUCCUCGUCCGUCCGUCUCACCAUCGCUUCGCCUCUCUCUGACGCGCCACCGUACGGACCCAGCUGGUUACCUCUCUUCACCGUCGUCGUUCCUCUUCCAUUGCUCCUGACACCGGAAGAGGCGGCCUCUCGGCGGUCAGGGAGGAGGCGGCCACCGAGUUAAUUCUUAAGAUGGGUCUGGAGCUGGAUAAAGUCCUGAUGCUGCGCGCCACCGUGAUCGCCGCCGUCGUUGGUCUCGCCGCCGCCGCCGGAUUCAUCUCAAAUGACGCGCUCCACUCCCAUGGCGCCGCCGGCCGGAGCUUGCUACAGACCAAGAAGGAUUGCCCGGUGACCUUCGAGGGGGCGAACUACACGCUCAUCACGAGCCGGUGCAAGGGUCCGCUGUACCAGCCGGCGCUGUGCUGCUCGGCGCUCGCGGACUUCGCCUGCCCCUACGGCAUCUACAUCAACGACCAGUCCACAAACUGCGCCGCCACCAUGUUCAGCCUGAUCCACCUCUACGGCAAGUACCCCUCGGGGCUCUUCGCCAACACCUGCAAGGGGGACAAAGAUGGCAUCAAAUGCCCCGACGACGUACCGCAGGUCCAGCCAGGCCAGGAGGGCACGAACUCCGCCGCCCUCGCUACCGCUGCGCAGGCGGCGCUCGUCGCUGCUGGCGCCGUCGCGUUCUCUCUGUUCAUUGUACUGUCCUGAUCGGAGCCGGACCGGCGGCUGGUCGCCAUGAUCAGAAAGCAUUCAUGUAUGUGCUCGCGCGUUCAUUCCUAUCUGUUGCAUGCAUGAGUUUGCGGUCAUAUGUAAAUUCUGGAUCCUAUACAGGGUGCUAAUUCACCAAUUAACCUUUUGACUUGUUCUUUUAA